AUGUCGGCUCUCUCUCCCACCGGCCCCUCACAGCCAACCCAAGCCCAAGCCUACGAAACCCCCGGGAACCCCGCCUCGACCACGCCCCGGGAAAAAUCCGCACAAGCCACCAACGCCUCGGACAGCAGCGCGCCAGUCGACCAGCGGAUCCCCCAGAAGCAGGCCUCAGACGCCGCCGGGCACCGCAAUGCCAAGUUCGAGGAGGGCGCCGGCGUGCACGGCGCUCCCGCUGGCGAGGAGGCGAAGGGUCUGACUGAGGAGGACGUCGGCAGGCACAAGGAGCUGGACGGCGAGCAGAUGGCCGCGCCUGGCGAGGGGCGGGUGGCGGAUGCUGUGCGCAAGGGCGGCGAGGGGAUGGGCGGGGGUGGCUCGGAGCCGAGUUUUACGAGUGAUCUGGAUCGGAAGAAGGCCGAGCAGGCCGAGGCCCGUGAGGCGAUCAAGGCUGAGAGGGCGGGGGACACACUGGCUGGCGGUGCCGCGGGACAGACUGGCGGGCCUGCGAAUCCCGUCGGUCAGGGCGGGUAUCCCAACGGCGGGCCGCUGAACUAG
Didymella exigua CBS 183.55 is the source of this 549-nucleotide messenger RNA. RefSeq lists its product as uncharacterized. The transcript is spliced from 2 exons. The record is from RefSeq and is a predicted model, not a curated record. NCBI's taxonomy places the organism in Eukaryota, Fungi, Ascomycota, Dothideomycetes, Pleosporales, Didymellaceae. The coding region runs from base 1 to 549 and encodes 182 amino acids.